AAGCAGUAGCGUUGAAGAGUUGAAGAUGCCUGGAGAAAGGUGGAAACUACAGCGGGCCUUGUGUCAGUAUGUCACCAAUACUCUCACUUACAUGUCAACUGUGAAAGAUUUUUAUGAGAUGUUCUCUGAAUGGAUGGACUGCAGAGAGAUAGAGGUAAUGAAAAUGAAAAGUAUCAAAGAAAUGGCUGACAAAAUUGACCCCACUUUCACCAAGUCAGAGGGAAAAUGGGCAGCUUUUUGCAAGUUCAUGAAGAGCAACUUCCAGAUGAAGGCAGAGAGCAAACUUGCAGAACUAGAAAACGAGCUGACUAAGGUGUUGGAAGAAACACUGAAAGGUCUGAAGAAACUCAGCAUCUUCUUGGAUGCAGUGGAGAAGCUGGCUGUCACUUCACUGCAUGUAUUCACUGAGAACCUAAUUUUGCAUCUACCUGAGAACAUCAGCUUUGAUGAUGUUCAAGCUGUGAUUAGCACUGCACAACAGAUCUGCCCUUUCCUCCUGGAGUUUAAAAGAGAUGCAAAGUCCUUUUUCCUUCCUAAACUUCACAAUGUGGAGGUGCUUAUAUACCAAUUGCAAAAUUACAUAGAGACCACCAACACAAUACGUGUGAUUCAUGCCGAAAGCUUCAAUUUUAACAUUUGCUUGAAAAUUGCUGAGGAAAUUGCAGUGGAUUGUGAUGAUUUGUGUGAAAAUGACAUGCCAGAGAUGAUUGAUCAUAUUAAGCAACUGGACAGAAUCAGGAUGGAUGAGCACUUUCGGAUGACGUUCCUGUUCCAAAAUGUCUCCCCAGCUCAUUUCUUCAAUACGUUUGAUGAAAAACUGCCUACAAUGCGAAAGUUUCUUGAUGAGCUGGAGCAGUGUGCUGUUAAAUCAGACAGGAUGAACAAAGGGGCAAAGAUCUCCAGUGUGACAGGCAGCUCAGUGGGAGCAGCUGGAGGUGUUCUUUCCAUUGUUGGUUUGGCAUUAAUUCCAGUUACAGCAGGAGUGUCUUUAGGGCUGACAAUUGCCGGUGUGUCGAUGGGGGUAACAAGUGGGGUCAACAGUUUGAUAACCAGCUUAACAGAGGUUGCAGUUAAUACUACUAAUCAGAAACAGGCAAAUGGAGUUUUUCAGAGUUUCAUGACGGAUUUCCAAAAGAUCCAGGAUUGUCUCAAUGAGGUGAUAAAACAACCAACAGUCAGUUUGAACCCCCGUAAGAUAGAUGUGGUGGUGGGAGUAGGCAGGAAUGCCCAAAAAGUAGGUACCAUAGGAAAGGGUAUUGAUUCCAUCAUUGAUGCUGUUUCUACUUUUAAGGCUUUAAAAGCUGAGGAAGUGGUUGCAAGUGCAGGCAAAGCUGUACUACAAGAUGGAAAAGCUUUACGUAACGCAGCUACGGUGGCCUCAGAUGUUCCUGAUAUUGGCCAGGCAGCACUUAAAGGGCCUCUGGCUCUCACCAAGGGGGCUAGAGGUGGUUUCAUUGCACUUAAUGCCCUCUUCAUUGGCAUGGAUAUCUUCUUUAUUGCCAAAGACAGCAUGAGUUUGGCCAAAGGCAGUGAGACUAAAGUCUCAAAGUUCCUCAGAGACAGAGUUGCAUUAUUCGGCUCACAGAUAGAGUCAUGGGAGAAGAUUAGCAGCUCUUUGUGUCAAAGCAAACUGACUGAAGAAGAAAACAGAAAUAUCCUCAAAAAGCCCUUUUAUCCAUAGCAACUGUUAAAGAGAAUAAAAGUGGAAGAUUAGUCCAGUAGACAAUGAAAAACAGGAAAUCUGCCAUAAUUACACUCACUGAAAGACUUUUUUUUCCUAACUGAAAUACAUUAGUACACAAAAUUAAUCAGUUUGAAAUUAUUUUUAGCAUGAUUCAAUGUGUGACUUCUUGUAUUAAUAUGUGUUAAUUGAUUAAUGAUUUAAUGAUGUAACUGUAAGGGGUCAAAUGUUUUUAAGAAUCUGCUGGUUUGCUGUAAAUAUGAGACUGUUUAAAAUAAUCUGAACAUGUAUUUCCAGAUGUGCAUCCUCAAAGAAUUUGAUUAACUUUUAUAUUUUAUGUCUUAUUUUAUAAUUUUGUAAUUUUUUUUCUUGUUUUUGUUUUCACUGUCUGGAACAUUUUACAGUUUUUGGUGUUUUUAAGUUGCUUUGCACACAGCUUUGGCUGUGUUUACACAAAUGGCAAAAAAAACCUGGCAAGGUUGUGUGGCAAAGGCUUUAUGCUUUUCCUCGGGAUGUUUUUGUUCAAGUCUUUCAUAUAACUUUUAAACCAAAUAGAGAAAUCUGUGUCUCUUCUGCAUUCUUACGCCAUUGUAAAGCACAUUUUAAAUUACAGUACAAUUGCAAUUUGA
Messenger RNA from Girardinichthys multiradiatus, 2310 nucleotides. RefSeq lists its product as uncharacterized. Gene Ontology annotation, biological process: lipid transport; lipoprotein metabolic process. The coding region runs from base 26 to 1681 and encodes 551 amino acids. Gene Ontology annotation, cellular component: membrane; extracellular region. The record is from RefSeq and is a predicted model, not a curated record. The transcript is spliced from 4 exons. Lineage: Eukaryota; Metazoa; Chordata; Actinopteri; Cyprinodontiformes; Goodeidae. Gene Ontology annotation, molecular function: lipid binding.